AUGGGCAAUGUUUCUGCUUCGGUUGGUAAGACUCAUGGAGGUGGCGAGUUCUUCUCAUCACCAACUGUGCAAAAAUUGAAGUUGCUUGACAUCGACCCGCGAUCACCCACAGAUGGUAUUGUUCGUACACCGAUAAUACUCGACAAAGCUUCGAACAAUGAAGGGUUUCAGCCUUUCGUGGAUCGGCUGCCUUUCGAUACAUCGGAUUUUGAAUCUAUUGAUGGCUGUAUGACUGAAGAUGACUCUGUACAUAAUGUUCGGAAUACUUCUGCUCUAUCGGAUAAUGCCAUACCUACCAACGGCAGAGCUCACAAGAAAGGUGCUCUUCUUGAUCGUGUUCGGCAUUCUUUAAUGUCACGUCAGGCCCGUGAUUCCCCGAGUCUUAUGGUCAAAAUGCGACAGAAAGAACUGAUCAAGCAUAGUAAGCAACAGCGAGAGCAGGAGCGAGGACGUCAGACUCGACAAAAGGGCAAAGAAGUGUCGUCGUUGAUGGAAACUGGGGCUGUUGACUCUAGUGGUUCAAGUACCGUGGGAAGUUAG
Echinococcus granulosus is the source of this 540-nucleotide messenger RNA. RefSeq lists its product as hypothetical. The record is from RefSeq and is a predicted model, not a curated record. The transcript is spliced from 3 exons. Lineage: Eukaryota; Metazoa; Platyhelminthes; Cestoda; Cyclophyllidea; Taeniidae. Bases 1 to 540 code for a protein of 179 amino acids.